UGCACCUGAACCCCAAGGUGCCGGGCUCAGCCUGCGGCCUGAGACCCAUAUGUUACCCCUUCUCCCCACAUCCACGCCCCGGGAGCCCCGAGGGCUCUGGGAUGAGGAGCAGAGCGCGGGAGUACCACCUCGCUCCUUGCUCACCGCGGAGGUUGCGGCCCCUCGUAACCUAGCGAGUGUCUCGGGCCCUGGCCUGCCUUGGGCACCGCCACAUCGGGUCUAACAUGGCCGCUUGUACCGGCACCUCCCCCGUGUGCAGAGCGCCGGCCGAGGUCCUGGGCCAGGAUCUGCUCCCGGCAUUCCUCGCGGGCGUGGCGUGGCCUCCCUUCUCUCUUCUCCAGGUCCCGCGAGAGAGAGACCCUGGCGCUUUCAGGGAGCCUUUUGGAUUGAGGACAUCAUUAGCAGUGGAAGGGGUUUAACCCCAGACCUAUACCUGUUGCUGAGCCUUAAAACAUCAGAGAAGGCCAUCCAUCACAGAGGUAACAUGGCCUUGGGCCUGAUUGAAGUGGAACGAAAGUUCCUUCCGGGGCCCGGCAUAGAGGAGCGGCUGCAGGAGUUGGGAGGUAUCCUGGAGCACCGAAUCACCUUCCGAGACAGCUACUAUGAUACCCCUGAGCUGAGCCUCAUGCGGUCUGACCACUGGCUACGACAGCGAGAGGGUAGUGGAUGGCAGCUCAAAUAUGCUGGGGCAGCAAGUGUCUCAGAACCCUGCACUAAGUACACGGAGCUCACAGCUGAGUCUGCAAUUGUGGCCCAGCUCUGUGAGGUGCUGAGGGCUGAGGUCCCCAGGGCUGGGGGUGUGGCUGCUGUGCUGGACCAUCUGGGGCUGCAGGAAAUAGCAAGUUUUGUGACCCAGCGCAGUGGCUGGAAACUGGUGCCGUCUGGAGCUGAUGAAGAGGAGCCACCCCUCAGAGUGGACCUGGAUACAGCUGACUUUGGCUACGCUGUGGGUGAGGUAGAGGCCCUGGUGCGUGAGGAGGCUGAAGUCCCAGCUGCCCUAGAAAAGAUCCACAGCGUCAGCAGCAUGCUUGGUGUGCUGGUGCAUGAGGAGGCACCUGCCAAGCUAAUCGUGUACCUACAGUGCUUCCGGCCUCAAGACUAUCAGCGCCUGCUAGAAGUGUACAGCUCCAAAAGGAAGCCAGAGGGGACUGAAGAUCUGGACGUGAGACUGGGCUAGGGUGUCCCCUCCUCUGUGGGGAAGAGCAUCCUGGGUCUCCUGAGAUUCAUUCUUGGCCUUGCCGUGCCUCUUCCUCCCUGGCCUCCCUUUGGAGAGAGUGACCCUCUCGGUUCUGCCUGUUCCUUCACCCUACCCUCAGCCAUCCUUCCUGGUGCCCUCCUUGGUUGCAUCCUCUCCCUCAUCCGUCAGAUACAAUCUGCGGGCCGCCCCUCUCCCCUGGCCGCUAAGCAGCCUCCAUUGAUUUCCGCUCGUGUUUAUAGGAUUUCCACUUAGCCGUGAUCAGUAGUUAAGCACAGGAAAAUCCCUUGCCACCCCCCUCCCUUGGUCGAUGCCAUUGAUUCUGCCAGCGGCUCCUAAACCGCCUUACAGCUGAGUUAGAGAUGAGGGGAGGCAGCAGGGAUUUCCCUGCCCUGGGGUAUGGGGAAUAGCAGCAGGUUGGGCAAAUAGGCAGGAAUCCCUGUUAGGAAUCGAGAAAUUCCGGUUUGCUGUUGCCACUGUGUCCUGUUCUGGCCCAGAGGGCAGCGUGCCUCCUGUGGAAGUUUAGGGGCACAUCUGCUCCCCAGCCCUGGAGAGGGGUAGAAAGAAAACCCUCCUUUGUUGCAACCAGUUCCAAAGGCUCAGGGCAAGAUACCUACUUCCCAUGUAAGAAAACUUCUCCCUGGGUGUUAAACACAUAUGUUUUCUACCUCAAAUAUGGCUUUCCCUCCUCAGGCUUUAUUAUUUGUGGGGUUGAGGGGGCGCCCCCAACAGGUUCCGCAGUGGCAAGCACAGGACCAGAGCGCCACCUGCUGGUAGCGCUCAGAUGUGCCUCCAGGUAGCUGGGGCCCCUGUGGUUUGGAUUCUUAGGAAGACUUCAUACUGUGAGUGGAGGCAGAGUUACUGCCAUGUCUCCACAGGCAAGUUGUUCACCUCAAAGAUUUCCUGCACCGACUGGCCAAAGUGGUUGUAGGUGAGGCGCAGCUUCAGCCGCAAGGGGGCCUAGAGAUAAGAGAGCAGAGACCGGGGUUAGCACCUAUGACAGCCCCCUUUCCUGGGUCUUAGCCUUGAGGGGCUCCUGGAGCUCACCUUGUUAGGAUUGAGGAUUCUGAGGAGCUGCGUCAUCGGAAGGCCACCCUGAGCUGGAACUGUGUCCCCACUAGGGGCCUGUAGCUGUAGCUGGAAACUCUGAACACAAAAGGUUGGACAGAUCCCACAGUAAGACAACUGGCUGGGCUCAGGCAACCCCUCCACACCCAGUAGUUUGAACCCUCUUCCCCUAAAUCCCCAAGUGCCUGUCCUGGCAUAUCACUCCCUCCUCAUCUCACUCUCUUCCUGACCCACCUCCUCUACUUAGUGGCUUUUUCUCCUGGAGUACCCAGGCCACAUCUGAAUCCUGGUCUUCUACAAACCUUGGGCACAGCGGCCUGGCAGAUGAAGUGGGUGACGUCACCCGCUGAGGUAUUGGUGGCUGUGACAGUGAUUAACAGCAAAGCAGGGGUUCCAGGGGGUCGAACAAAAGACAGAUUCAGCUGUAGUCCCUCACGCUCAAACACUCUGAGAUUUGGGAUAGGAGCUACGGUAGGGAGAGAAAAGCAGCUCAGUGUAUGAGCUGAAGAUAAUAGUUCAUUCGUUCCACAAAAAUUAAAUGAGCACCCAGUGGGUGCAGGGCACUGCUCGAGACGCUAGCAACAGAGUGGACAAGGAGAUGAGGUUCCUGCUGGAGCUGACAGCCUAGUGGGGGGAGAGGACAAUAAACGAGAUAAUCACA
Phacochoerus africanus (Common warthog) is the source of this 2924-nucleotide messenger RNA. It is a transcript of the gene THTPA, whose product is annotated as thiamine triphosphatase. NCBI's taxonomy places the organism in Eukaryota, Metazoa, Chordata, Mammalia, Artiodactyla, Suidae. Gene Ontology annotation, molecular function: magnesium ion binding; thiamine triphosphate phosphatase activity. Gene Ontology annotation, biological process: thiamine metabolic process; thiamine diphosphate metabolic process; dephosphorylation. The coding region runs from base 485 to 1177 and encodes 230 amino acids. The transcript is spliced from 4 exons. The record is from RefSeq and is a predicted model, not a curated record.